Messenger RNA from Gilbertella persicaria, 2694 nucleotides. Its product is annotated as peptidase S8/S53 domain-containing protein. Bases 1 to 2694 code for a protein of 897 amino acids. Gene Ontology annotation, molecular function: serine-type endopeptidase activity. Gene Ontology annotation, biological process: proteolysis. The transcript is spliced from 7 exons. Gene Ontology annotation, cellular component: membrane; cell wall. NCBI's taxonomy places the organism in Eukaryota, Fungi, Mucoromycota, Mucoromycetes, Mucorales, Choanephoraceae. The record is from RefSeq and is a predicted model, not a curated record.
AUGAAUGCUAGUCUUAUUUGUUUCGUACUUAUACUUGCAUUAAAUAUAGCUAGAGCUAAUAGAACACUCCCUGCGAACGUUGUCUACCAUCCUAAAUAUUGCCCUACACAAGACCCCGUCAUUGAUAGAAACUACCUAAUUGAAUUGACAGAGAAUAAUGAUUUAUGGAUUGAAUCAGCCCAUAUUCAUGUCAAAAAGAGAUUUAACCAUCCAUUGUUUACUGGAGCUUUGAUUGAAGUAGUGGACGGGCAAGAAGCAUCUUUAAAGCCUCUCUUAGACCAUGAAAAUGUAGUGUCUAUCUCUCCCAAUAAAAUGAUUCAACUUCCUGCGUUUGUCCCUCAAGCCCCCAAUGGCAGCCAAGGGGCCACAUUAUCUGCUGAUAUGGUCAAAUCUUUGCUGCCUCAUGAGUUUUCACAAGUAAACAGGGUUCGAAGAGAACUGAAUUUGACUGGAGAAGGCAUACUGGUGGGUCUGAUUGAUACAGGUAUUGAUUAUCGCCAUAAAGCCUUUGGUGGUGGUUUUGGUCCUGGAUAUAAAGUAGUUACUGGUUACGAUUUAGUGGGUGAUAGUUGGGAUUAUACCAAUGAUCCUAUACCAGAUAAUGAUCCAUUAGAUGACUGUGGAGCAUUUGGAAAUGGCACGCUUAAAGGAGCUUCAGGCCAUGGAACACACGCUGCUGGUAUUAUUGCUGGAUUUGAUUCUGAAAAUGGUUUUGAAGGUGUUGCUCCAAAUGUCAAGCUGGGUGUUUGGCGUGUAUUUAGUUGCAAUGGUGCUUCUUCUACGGGUAUUGUUGUAGAAGCGAUGUUGAGAGCAUAUGAUGCAGGUGUUCACAUCAUCAGCAUAAGCAUAGGUACAGAGCGUCCUUGGUCAGAAGCUAGUCAUCCUCAACACAAGGUCAUCAAUCGACUGGUACAAAAUGGUGUACAUGUUGUUGUUGCUACUGGAAACAACGGUAGAAAAGGCCCUUUUACUGUCAUGACUCCUUCCAAUGCUGAAGGCGCUUUCUCGGUAGCUUCCGUUGACAAUCAAUAUAAGAUUUCUACCAGUGUUGUGCAAGCAACUGGCAUUUCAAAACUUAUUGGUAGACGUGCUAGUGGCAGUUUUUCUCGGAUACCUGAUGCUGAACUAGCUAUUGCUUAUACCGGUAGUGAUCCUAAGUUGCUUGAAGCCGAUGCGUGUACAUCAGAGUCUGUUUCGACUGGAGUUUCUGGUAAAAUAGCUCUAGUUAGACGUGGUGGUUGUCUCUUUGCAGACAAGAUUGAAAAUGUAGCAUCUGCAGGUGCCAUUGGAGCUCUUUUUUAUAACCAAGACAAUGGCAUCAAAAUAAGUAUAGCUCUCACUAAUGACUCUAUUCCAGUUGCUUCGAUUUCAAAUGAAGAUGGUAGUGUAUUAAUACAAGCAGCUAGAAAUGAUCAAGUUAAUUUGACUUUUGAUUACCAUGCCAAAAACCAUUUUGAACUGAAUAUGGAAGCGAAUUCUGUCUCCAUGUUCUCUAGUAUGGGUCCUACUGUUGAGCUUGAUUUGAAACCAGAUAUUGCUGCUGUAGGUGAUACAGUUUACUCCACAUUACCUAGGUAUUUAGGUGAUUAUGGUGUACUCAGUGGUACUUCCAUGGCUUGUCCUUAUGUAUCUGGUGCCAUUGCUUUGUAUUUACAGCAGCAUGGCAUCAAUAAGACAAACCCUCUGGAGAUCCGAGAACGAUUCAAGAACUAUGCCUACAUGACUAAUAUUGGAGUUCCAGGCAGUAAUGUACUUGAAAGUCCCUUACGACAAGGUGCUGGUGCCGUUCAAGUUUAUGAUGCUAUUACUCAGCCUGUCUAUGUUAGUCCAGCUCAGAUCAGUUUUAAUGAUACAUCUUCUACAGGCAUAAGUUACAAGACACACAAUUUGACUAUUGUGCAUACUGGUACCGAUACUGUUACCUAUCAAUUGUUUAACAAUGUGUCUGUUGCCAUUUCACCUUACAAUCGCACAAAUUCUGGCUAUCAACUCCUCACUUUUCCUACAAAUGUACAAGUCUAUGCUGACAUCCAAGUCUCUACAAACCUAGUAAGUCUAGAGUCAGGUCAAAAUCAGACUGUCACUAUUACAGUCAUCCCUCCAAACAACAUAGACAUACAGGAUCAUAUCAUGUACAGUGGAUUUAUUCAAUUCGAGCCCUUAAAUCAAGUAAACAGUUCAACCGUUCGCUUCAAGACAUUGCAUGUACCUUAUUUUGGUGUUGUAGGCAAUCAGCGCGACUUGCCUAUGUUUGAUCCUACCUUUGACAUUGUUACCUUUGAUGUCGAAAACAAGCAUGUAUAUCAAGACAAUGAAACAAUUCAAUAUACAUUAUCUGAAGCACAGGAUGAUUUUAUUGGCUUUGACUAUCGAUUUGUUACGCCCGUAGGUGUCCAUAAAGCAGAAGUACUGCGAUAUCCAAGUCUGGAAUUGAUGGGCCUUGUUUCAUUCAACGCAUACCAGUAUGCACAGCGACACACCACAACUCUUUAUUGGAACGGACAUUACUCAACACAACUUGAUUUUAAUCGUCUUUAUUAUGAAGCAAGAGGAAACAUGACGAUGGAAACUGUGCCUGUCACCAGUGGCACUUUUGUGAUACGAUUAAGUGCGCUCAAGAUCUUUGGCAACCAAAACCAGCCCAGUGAUUGGGAUACUUGGACAUCUAAGCCAAUAAUGAUAAACAAUGAAUAA